AUGCCUCACGGACAUUCGCAUGGCGGGGGUUGUGAACACGAAGCUAUAGGAAUCGAAAAUGAGCUCGAAAUUGGAAUUCAUUACAGUUUAUUUGAAAAAAUAGACAUGCAUAAUGUCGAAUGUUUGAACGAGGAAGUAGAAGGAUCAGGAAAGACCGUAUUCAAGCCAUACAAUGAUCGUUUAAAUCAUGACAAGUUCGUAACCAGUGAUGCCGAUGAGGAGCUACUUUUCAAUAUACCAUUCACAGGGAACAUAAAACUGAAAGGAAUCAUCAUUUUGGGCGCUGACGAUGAGACGCAUCCGAGGAGAAUGCGUUUGUUUAAAAAUCGACCAAAGAUGACUUUCGAUGAUGCGUCUGCAGUAGCUGAUCAAGAGUUUGCAUUAGAAAAAGAUUCAAACGGCGUGAUUGAAUACUCUACCAAGGUUGUGACCUUUGCCAAUGUGCAUCAUCUUUCAAUCCACAUACCUUGCAGUUAUGGGGCCGACACGACGACGGUUUACUAUAUAGGGUUAAAGGGAGAAUUUAGUGAAUCGCACCAUCACGGCGUGACAAUAUGUGCAUAUGAAGCACGACCUAACGUAGCGGACCACAAACACAAUUUGUUUGAUUCGGUUAACCACCAAAUUCAAUGA
Messenger RNA from Anopheles nili, 633 nucleotides. Its product is annotated as PITH domain-containing protein GA19395. Bases 1 to 633 code for a protein of 210 amino acids. The record is from RefSeq and is a predicted model, not a curated record. Lineage: Eukaryota; Metazoa; Arthropoda; Insecta; Diptera; Culicidae. The transcript has 3 exons. Gene Ontology annotation, cellular component: nucleus.